AGCUCCAUUGGUAGGGUCGCACGUUCAACUUCUCUGAUCAGCUAUAAUCUUGAAGCUAAAGUUCCAGGACGUAGCCUGAAAAGUUCAAAAAGAUUCGGAAAUCCGUAGUUUAGGCAUGGCAAAUAAUUGUCCAAUAGAGCAGCCCCUGGUGGAGGAACUUACUUUUCCUGAAGCUCCAUUCAAGAGUUGCCAUGCAUCUACGAUUGUUGAGGUUGAGAAGGAUCAUUUCCUGGUUGCCUAUUUUGGGGGCACGUCAGAGGGGGCCCCUGAUGUCAAAAUAUGGUUGCAGACUUACAAAAAUGGCAGAUGGCAUCCACCUGUAAUCGCAGAUGAACAACCAAAUGUUCCUAUGUGGAACCCUGUACUGUUCAAGCUCCCAUCAGACGAGAUACUGCUAUUCUACAAAAUAGGCCAAGAAGUUCAAAAAUGGAGUGGAUUUAUGAAAAGGUCGUAUGAUAAAGGCAUCACCUGGACAGAAAGAGAACAACUUCCUCCUGGCAUAUUAGGACCAAUAAAGAAUAAGCCCAUUUUGCUGGACAAUGGCCAUUUACUUUGUGGAUCAUCUGUUGAGAGCUGGAACUCCUGGGGUGCAUGGAUGGAGGUCACUACAGAUUUUGGUCGGUCAUGGACGAAGUAUGGCCCAAUUUACAUUGAAAACAAUCCCCUGAGUGUAAUUCAACCAGUACCUUAUCAGACUUCAAAUGGGGCAAUACGAGUUUUACUACGAUCCUUUGAUGGCAUUGGUAGAGUGUGUAUGUCAGAAUCUUCUGAUGGUGGCAAGACUUGGGGAUAUGCAAAACCCACUAAGCUCCCAAACCCGAAUGCAGGCAUUGACGGCGUUAAGCUGCGAGAUGGCCGUUUGUUGCUUGCUUACAAUACAGUUUCAAGGGGUGUAUUGAAGGUUGCCCUUUCUGAAGAUGAUGGUGAUUCUUGGCGUGAAGCUCUUACGUUGGAGAAUAACUUGGGAAUGGAGUUCUCUUAUCCUGCUGUUAUCCAGGCCAGUGAUGGACGUGUGCACAUCACGUAUACUUAUAACAGGACACAAAUUAAGCGUGUUGUUCUUGAGCUAAAGUGACGUGGGUUCGUGAAUUAAAUUAUCUCGAACGGCAAAUGAUGUUUCUGGUCAUUCUAAGUUAAUUAUAAUUAAUGACCUUAAAUUUUGAAAUUUUCAAGAAAAGAUCAAGGUUCUUUGUUGUAAUUGAAGUAUUUUGAGUGAAAUUUUUCAAUAAUGAUGUUUGAUUUUUGUUUUUUGUUUUGAGGACUUA
Messenger RNA from Neltuma alba, 1265 nucleotides. RefSeq lists its product as uncharacterized. NCBI's taxonomy places the organism in Eukaryota, Viridiplantae, Streptophyta, Magnoliopsida, Fabales, Fabaceae. Bases 116 to 1075 code for a protein of 319 amino acids. The transcript is spliced from 9 exons. The record is from RefSeq and is a predicted model, not a curated record.